This is a messenger RNA of Phyllostomus discolor (pale spear-nosed bat), 2525 nucleotides long. It is a transcript of the gene C3AR1, whose product is annotated as complement C3a receptor 1. The record is from RefSeq and is a predicted model, not a curated record. Gene Ontology annotation, biological process: positive regulation of cytosolic calcium ion concentration; chemotaxis; complement receptor mediated signaling pathway. Bases 267 to 1718 code for a protein of 483 amino acids. Gene Ontology annotation, cellular component: plasma membrane. The transcript has 2 exons. NCBI's taxonomy places the organism in Eukaryota, Metazoa, Chordata, Mammalia, Chiroptera, Phyllostomidae. Gene Ontology annotation, molecular function: complement component C3a receptor activity; complement component C5a receptor activity; G protein-coupled receptor activity.
AAACUCUUCCUGUGAAGUCAAAGAGUAGUCAAAUGUGUGGCAUUUCACUUAGUAACACAAACGAAGAGAGACGAAGAAAAACAUCUCAGCAAAUUCCCUAAAUAUACUUCAUGACUUGAUUGUGGUUAAGUGUGAAGACAGAACGGGACUUGUGGAGGCCCCCAGAUUGGUGCUGAAGUCUUCAGCUCCUGUCCCAAGUUUCUGGUAAGAAACCCUGCAUCCCCAAAGACUAGCAGGUCUGUUCAUCUUUUUGCAGAAGUCUAGCAAUGGAGUCUUUCCUUAAUGAGACUGAUUCAACUGACCUACACGCACUGCCCUGGACUGAACCCCAACUAAUUCUCUCCGUGGUCAUCCUCGGCCUCACUUUCUUAUUGGGAUUGCCAGGCAACGGGCUGGUGCUGUGGGUGGCUGGCCUAAAGAUGAAAUGGACAGUGAGCACCAUUUGGUUUCUCCAUCUCACACUGGCAGACUUCCUCUGCUGCCUCUCCUUGCCCUUCUCCCUGGCUCACUUGGCUCUCCAAGGACACUGGCCUUAUGGUCGGCUCCUAUGCAAGCUCAUUCCCUCCAUCAUCAUCCUCAACAUGUUUGCCAGCGUCUUCUUGCUGACUAUCAUCAGUCUGGACCGCUGUCUUUUGGUACUGAAGCCGAUCUGGUGCCAGAAUCACCGCAAUGUGAGGGCAGCCUUCAUUAUCUGUGUAUGUAUCUGGGCGGUGGCCCUUAUAAUGUGUAUACCUGUGUUCAUAUACCGUGAAACGUUCACUAUAGAUGACCAUAAUAUCUGUAGCUACCAUUUUGGUGGUGAUAGCUCCUUUGACUAUUUGAACUUCACCUUUGAUGGACUGGAAAAUGGAUCUUUUGACGACUCCAUCAUUCAGCUGUAUGGAGAAAUGAAUCAUAGUCCAGAUGCUUUCACUUUACAAACUAAUGAUCAUCCUUGGACAGCUACGACUCUCCUUCCUUCUCAAACAUUUCAAAGACUUCCUGGAGAUUCACUCCCUGUGGAUUCAGCUAGAUUAUCUAAUCAACAUCCAUAUUAUAAAUUAAUUAAACCUGAUGAUGAAGUCUUACCCACAACCCCUAUUGGCCUUCCCACUGAUGAUCACACAACUAACCCAAUGACUAACUUAAAUACUUUCCUCUCCACUGGUUUAGAGCUUUUCUCUACUGCCUCUAGUAAUGCCGUCUACAGGGCUGAGCUAUCAGAAGAUUUCCUGGAUGAUGGUGAAGACUUCUUUGCAUAUGACAAUCAAGUCUCAACACCUCUGGUAGUAAUGGCCAUCACUAGGCUAGUGAUAGGUUUCCUGCUGCCCUUGAUUGCCAUGCUGACCUGUUAUGGCCUCAUUAUCUUCCGAAUGCGACGAGGGCGCUUCACCAAGUCUCGGAACAAAGCCUUGCGAGUGUCCAUGGUGGUGGUAGUUGUCUUUCUUGUCUGCUGGGCCCCAUACCACAUUGUUGGAGUCCUCUCAUUGUUUAUUGACCCAGAUACUCCCUUUGGGGAAGCUCUGCGCUUCCUGGACCAUGUGUCCAUUGCUCUAGCAUCUGCCAAUAGUUGCUUGAAUCCCUUCCUGUAUGCCUUCAUGGGAAAAGAUUUUAGGAAGACAGCAAAGCAGUCCAUGCAGGGCAUUCUGGAGGCAGCUUUCAGUGAGGAUCAGACACAUUCUACGAACUGUACCCAAAACAAGGCCUUUUCAGAAAGAAGCAGUAGUAGAGCUGUUUGAAACUAUGGAGCACUUGGCCCAAGCAGAGCUCCUUAGGUAUUCACCAAGUGUGAUAUGUUUCUAAAAGAACAAGGGGCAUGGUGAGCAGGGAUUUCAGGAAACAUCAAAGACUCAGUCUAGAGGUCUUCAGAGUGGGUCCUGUACUAGUUACACUGGCAUCACCUGGAAGCUCUCUGGCCCCACUCGACAAUGACAAGGUCCCUUGUUUCUGAUGAAUGCUAAAUUUGAGAGUCAAUGCAAAGCUUAGUCUAUGUCUAUGCCAAACUAAGCCUACUGAAAUAAAUGAAAACCUAGUCUGUUGUAAAAUGACGUUUCCAUCAUUAAAGUUACAAUUUAUAUAUCUAAAUUCCCUUCCAGAUUCAUUUUAAAACCAAUUCUCCCAGUUUUGAGUGAAAGGUGAUUAUUUAUUCUAUGUCUUUAUUGUACUGCUGCUCGUGGUGGGAUGGUUGUAAAUAAAGAGAAAGUGCAAGAAGAAAUUGCCAAUGAAAACAAGGAUUUAUGAGAAUGAGUCUGGAACAGAGUACAAUGACACACUUAUUUGGAAGACUCAUGGAUACAGGACACAAUUCCAAGCUUCCAUUAUUUCAACUAAAUAAUCAUCUGCUGUGCAAACACAAACAACUAAGAUAUGUAACAAUUUACUCAUGGACUGGAAUGUACGCUGCCCUUUGAGGAGGUCUCUUGUCAGUUUGUUUAUUCUACCCAUUGAUAGUGCCCUCUAACUUCUCCUGAUCUUGAAUUCAUCAAUUCCUUAUUCCUCCCCUGCCUCUAAGUCUUCUUUCACACUACACUUUGUACCUAUACUAA